AUGGCUCGAGUAUCCACGCUUCUGGUUACAGUUCUGGCAUUUGCCGGGCAGACUUGCCUAGCCCAGCCACGAGCACACCAAGCCUCAAAGGUAAUUCUCAACGGCCGCGAUGUUGACGAGCAGUACGACUACAUUAUUGUGGGCGGCGGCACAGCGGGCCUUACCGUAGCCGACCGGUUGAGUGAAGACGGCAAGAAUACAGUCCUCGUCGUGGAAUAUGGCAAGCUCAGUAUUAUCCCCCGCCCCCCUUUACGGCUUCGUGCCCCCCAUUUAAUCAUCUCAACAGGCAACUCGGCCUCCAUCCGCACCGUCCAAGGAGGGUUCAUGGGCAUGUCGGAUGCAAGCCUCCUGUACAGCAUCCAGUCCGUCCCACAAACAAACUUGAAAAACCGGACGAUCGCUGUGCUCGCCGGCAAAGUAGUCGGCGGCUCCAGCGCAGUGAAUGCGAUGAUGACCGUUAGGGGGACGGCAGCCGAUUAUACCCGUUGGGGGAGCUUCUUCAGCGAUGCCUCCCACUGGAGUUGGGGCAGCCUGUUACCAUACUUCAAGCGGGCUUUAAACUUCGCGCCCCCGGAUGCGGCUGUCACGGAAUCAGCAAAUAUCACGUACGACACAAGCUUCUGGGGCAAUACUUCGGGCGUGUAUGCUGGCUGGCCCUCUUUCCAGUACCCGGGAACAACUGCGCAGAUGAAGGCUUUCGAGGGCAUCCCCGGCGUGCCGUUUGUUAAAGACAGUGGAUCUGGCGAACCGGGCGUGUACUGGUACCCGACCUUUAUGGACCCAACACUAGUGGAACGGUCGUACGCCCGGACUGGGCACCAUGACAAGGCCGCGAACCGUACCAACUACCACCUGGUGACUGAAUCGAAGGUCCUCAGAGUAGUAUUGGAGGGGACCACGGCAACUGGUGUGGCAUUUGUUCCCGUUGGCGCCGCGAGCAAUAGCACUAUUGAAACGGUGGUCGGUGCGAGAAAGGAGGUCAUUAUCGCCGCCGGUGGUAUUCACAGUCCUCAGGUCCUUCAACUGAGCGGGAUCGGUCCCCGUAACAUCCUGAGCGUGGCCAAUAUCACAACGGUGGUCGACCUUCCCGGUGUAGGCCAGAACUUCCAGGACCACCCCAUGAUCCAAACAACGUUCAUGUACAGCAACUUCACGCUCCACCCCUCCCCCCAAGACGCCUUCAUGGACCGCAACUUCUCCUCCUGGAUCGACACCGUCUGGAAGGCCAACCGCACAGGCCCCAAUUCCAUCGCCACAGGCAACGCCGCGGCCUGGCUGCCCUUCCCCAUCAUCUCCGCGCGCUCCGCCGAACUCUCCUCCGCCCUCGCCUCGCAAAACCACACGCUCGCGCUCCCGCCCAACACCGACCCCACCGUCGCCGCCGGCUACCGCGCCCAGAUGCUCUCCUACGCCACCGCCCUGCGCACCAACACCACCGCCUUCUACAACCUCGUCCUCACGGGCGGCACCACCAACGGCAUCGUCGUCGCCCUGCACCCCCUCAGCCGCGGCACCGUCAACAUCGAUCCCGCCGCCCCCUACACGCGCGAGCCCCUCGUCGACUACCGCGCCCUCAGCAACCCGCUCGACGCCGUGGUGAUGGCCGAGCUCGUGCGCUUCACGCGGCGCUACCACCUGGAGAACUCGCGCACGGCGGCAUGGGCGGCGCAGGAGCUGGCGCCGGGGGCGGAGGUGCAGACGGAUGCCGACUUUGCGGCGUACCUGGCCGAGACGCUGAGCCCGAGCGAGUUUCACCCGGCGGGUACGUGCGCUAUGAUGCCGAGGGAGUUGGGGGGGGUGGUGGAUGAGGAGUUGCGGGUGUAUGGGGUGGAGGGGUUGAGGGUCGUGGAUGCGAGCGUGUUUCCGACGUUGCCGGGCGGGAAUACGUGUCAGAGUGUUUAUGCGGUGGCGGAGAAGGCUGCGGAUUUGAUUCGGUAUGGGCCACCCAAGACGGUGGAAUAG
Chaetomium globosum CBS 148.51 is the source of this 1962-nucleotide messenger RNA. RefSeq lists its product as uncharacterized. Lineage: Eukaryota; Fungi; Ascomycota; Sordariomycetes; Sordariales; Chaetomiaceae. The transcript has 3 exons. The record is from RefSeq and is a predicted model, not a curated record. The coding region runs from base 1 to 1962 and encodes 653 amino acids. Gene Ontology annotation, biological process: secondary metabolite biosynthetic process. Gene Ontology annotation, molecular function: oxidoreductase activity, acting on CH-OH group of donors; flavin adenine dinucleotide binding.